Molecule: messenger RNA, 829 nt
Organism: Morus notabilis
Lineage: Eukaryota; Viridiplantae; Streptophyta; Magnoliopsida; Rosales; Moraceae
Exons: 5
Coding region: 12-818 (268 amino acids)
Source: RefSeq, a predicted model, not a curated record
CUUCACUAAUUAUGGAACAAUCUUCUUCUCCACAUAAUUCUACUUCUCGGAGAAGAGAAGAGACAGAUUUCAACUUGAGAGAAUGGGGUCUUAAGGCCAGAAAUAUUAGCCGCGAAAACACCAACUCAAGAAGGUUCUCUGCUUCAUACAUUAGAAGUUUCAGAGAAGACACAAGAUCUUUCAGAUCAAACAUCACCAUAUCCAGCACUGCUUCUUCCCCUGGUUACUCCUUAAGAGAUGAGAUCGACCCUUCUACAUACUCAUUCACCACUGCUCUCCAAGCAUUGCAGGCGAGAGCGGCAUAUAAUUGUUGGGAAUGCUUAUCGCCAGAUGGGUUUGCUUUGAAUUCAAAGUGGAACGAAGCAGAGAAGUACAUAUGCAAUCCUCUGUCGGGAGAGUUUCCAAUGGAGUGCUUGUCUGCUAAAACUCUAAGUGGAAGAUCGUUUCGAAACUUGACUAACAGAAUAACAAUGUCGGCUCCUCUCAUUUACAACAAUAAUUCCCACUACUCUCGCCAAAUCCAAACAAAGCCUUUUUCUAAUACACCACAACAACAACAACAACAACAACAACAACAACAACAGCAGCAGCAACAACAAGACAUGCUUCAGUAUCACUUUCCAAUUCCAGAAAAGAGAAUGGAAGGCAUGAAAAGGGACGUGGGAACUCAAAGCACGCCGCCUGAGCUAAGCUCGAGCAGUCUUAGCCCUGCUUCGACACCACCCAUUACAGAGAGAUCGUUGAAUCGUUGUGAGGUUGAAGGUGGAGAUUCUCCUAAUUCAAAUGCAAAAUUACUAUUUGAAGAACAGUGCAGGUGAAAGUGAAAGAA